Messenger RNA from Meleagris gallopavo (turkey), 1038 nucleotides. NCBI's taxonomy places the organism in Eukaryota, Metazoa, Chordata, Aves, Galliformes, Phasianidae. The record is from RefSeq and is a predicted model, not a curated record.
AUGGCGCCCAGCAGGCCCCGCGUGGCCACGCUCUCCUUUGGCCGCUUCCCAAAGAGGGGCUGCCUCAACUCAGCCGUCUUGGCCACGCUGUUGCUGAGAUGCCCAGCCGUGUCCCAUGGAAAGGUGCAGCCGCUGGGCGGGAAGGAGCGGCAGGUGCAGCGGAGCAGCACGGCGGUCAGCAGCAGUAUCUGUGAGUCUGUGCACAGCUGGGGUAUUUGUACAAUAAAAGCAACUUUCCACGCUUUGCAGAUUGAAGCACUUAUAAUGGAGAUGCAGAAUCCAGACACGGGCAUCAAGACACAGACUCAGAGGGUGAUGAUCACAAACAUCCCACAUGCCGUGGCAGGUAAUGAUAUAUUUCAGUGGAUUCUCCAGCGUUUACAGAUCACUAAUGAAGAGGCAUUGCACCUGGGGGACCUGUUUGUCAAAUAUGGCUACAUCUACCCUCUUCAGGAGCCAAAGAAUCUCACCCUCAGGACAGAUGGCAGCCUGUACAGGUUUCAAACCCCGUAUUUCUGGCCCGCACAGAGCUGGCCUGCUGAUGACACCGAUUAUGCAAUUUACCUAGCAAAGAAGAACAUUAAGAGGAAAGGGAUUUUAGAAGAAUAUGAAAAGGAACAUUACAACAUGCUCAAUAAAAAAAUAAACUACAAGUGGGAUUUUGUUGUUAUGCAGGCCAAAGAGCAGUAUAAGGCAGGAAAGGAGCGGAAGAAGGCGGACAGGUACGCUCUGGAUUGCCAGGAGAGAGCCUACUGGCUUGUGAACAGAACUCCUCCCGGCAUGCUGGAUGUCCUAGAAUAUGGAAUAGACCGUGUAACAGAUCCCAAUGAAGAUAAGGUAAACCAGGUGAGGAAGCAUUUCUUCACAUCUGUUGAAUCUGUUUGGGAGGAUCCAGGCAGUGUUGCUGGCACUGUGGUGUUUUUGGAGAAUGCAGGCAGAGCAAAUCAGCUCAGCCAUGACAGCCGAGCAGACCAGAAGCUGAAGCUGUGUCAUUGUCCACAGGGUGUGGAGCCCUCAAAAUAGCUUUGGCAGCUUCUU